This is a messenger RNA of Brenthis ino (lesser marbled fritillary), 795 nucleotides long. NCBI's taxonomy places the organism in Eukaryota, Metazoa, Arthropoda, Insecta, Lepidoptera, Nymphalidae. The record is from the annotation of a GenBank genome assembly.
AUGAGCUUAUAUGCUCGUCUUAUCACACUGAAACAAGAGGAAGGUUCGUCAACAUACGACGAAGAUUCCUUUGCCGGACAGGUUCUCUCAGGGAACCAUCAUUUACCUACACCGAUCGAGUCAUAUAUUAAGGCACUUGGACACGUUGUUGACAACGCGUCCAUAAGAUAUAAGUUGGCAUUGCCUGCUUGGCCUGAGGAAGAUGGCACGUUUGGAAGGAUGGGCCCGUUGACACAUUGGAAGUAUAUGUCGAUGCCUUGCCCCCUAGUAUGUAGGCAGCGUAUCCAGGAAGAUAUGCGUGUCACGGCAACACCAGGAGUGAGAGAGUGGAACCUCCCUGUCGGUAUAAGACCUAUCGAAGAAGGAGCAGGAAAUGAAUGUAAAAAAGCAUGGGCACUGUUGCGAGAUGCCUUCAGACGCUCUCAUAAAAAGAAAAAAGAUACGAAAAGUGGACAGGCUAGUGUUCAUGAAAAAAAUGGAGUUGGUACAUUGCCAACUACACCCUCCCCAGCUCAAACUCCAAAGCACCCUCAGCCAAAGGGUAAACGAGGCCAAAAAGCAACUGAUGAAACACCUAGUACUGUACUAAUGAGGUAUAUAAUAGAGAGUAAAAAUAAUACUCCACCGCCGGACGACAUCGAACAAGUUAUGGCUGGAGUUGUAACUACAUUGCGAUCUUUUCCGCCCAGAGAGAGGGCUAUUGCAAAAGCAAAGAUAUUUAAAAUAGUAUCUGACAUGGAAAUAGACAUACUGAGCAGGCCAUCAACGAGUUCUACGGUAUCCACGCCAUCAACA